This is a messenger RNA of Branchiostoma belcheri (Belcher's lancelet), 966 nucleotides long. Its product is annotated as rhodopsin, GQ-coupled-like. NCBI's taxonomy places the organism in Eukaryota, Metazoa, Chordata, Leptocardii, Amphioxiformes, Branchiostomatidae. Gene Ontology annotation, molecular function: G protein-coupled acetylcholine receptor activity; G protein-coupled serotonin receptor activity. Gene Ontology annotation, biological process: adenylate cyclase-inhibiting G protein-coupled acetylcholine receptor signaling pathway; G protein-coupled receptor signaling pathway, coupled to cyclic nucleotide second messenger; chemical synaptic transmission. Gene Ontology annotation, cellular component: synapse; membrane; dendrite. The transcript has 2 exons. The record is from RefSeq and is a predicted model, not a curated record. Bases 22 to 966 code for a protein of 314 amino acids.
GUCGCCACCAGCCCCGAGAACAUGAUUCCAGUCGACUCGAUGGUCUGCGGAGUCCUGCUUUCAUUGCUGACACUGUUUAUGCUGGCCGUGAACGGACGGGUUAUUCUAGCGUUCAUUUUGGACAAGAAGCUCCGGUACCCUAGUAACCUACUCGUACUGAAUCUGUCGGUGUCGGACUUCUUGUUCGGUCUGCUGUCUCUCCCGUUCCUGACUGUGAACCAGGUGACGGGCCGGUGGGUCUUCGGCCAGACCGCCUGCUCUCUGUGGCAGUUCGUCACCCUGUGGAUGAGGUGUGAGUCUGCCUUCACCUUGGCGCUGGUCAGCUUCGACCGCUACCUGAUGGUGAAGCGGGCGGCGCAGUACCGCCGGAAGACCCGCCGAACAAGCACGUUUGUCCUGCUAGCGAGCAGCUGGGUGCUGUCCUUGGUGCUGACGGGACCUGCCGUACUCGUGUGGGACGUCCUCCUGGCCAAGGGUGUUGUGUGGGAGGAGAGAUGUCUGACAGACUUUGUGUUGGAGGCUCCGGCCUACAACAUGUUUCUCCACAUCCUGAUGUUGCUGGGACCCAGCGCGAUCAUGACGUUCUGCUACGUACAGGUCGUGCGCGACCUCAAGAAGCGGGCCAAGCGCCGCGCUCUGAACAAGUCGCCGCUGCCGGUCCGAGUCGGGCGGUUUGAAGACAAACAUGCGACAAAAAGGACUUUAAGUAUGGAGUUUAAAGUGUCUCGGACGGUAGGACUUCUGAUAUUUGUGUAUAUCAUAACUUGUGCCCCCUUGAGCAUAGUGACAGUUGUGAUGGGGAUUUUUAAAAAUUUCGUCACGUCUUCACUGUACAAAAUCCUGUUCGUCGUCAUGGCAACCAGCGGGGCAGCCAAUCCGGUGAUCUAUGCGUAUCGUAGUCCACCAAUCAGAGAGCAUCUUUUGAGUGUGCCAUGUAGAAGACGUGCAUAUAACAGCACAAAGUAA